Pogonomyrmex barbatus (red harvester ant) is the source of this 5257-nucleotide messenger RNA. RefSeq names its product Upf1 RNA helicase (gene Upf1). Gene Ontology annotation, cellular component: cytoplasm. Lineage: Eukaryota; Metazoa; Arthropoda; Insecta; Hymenoptera; Formicidae. Gene Ontology annotation, biological process: nuclear-transcribed mRNA catabolic process, nonsense-mediated decay. The record is from RefSeq and is a predicted model, not a curated record. Gene Ontology annotation, molecular function: hydrolase activity; zinc ion binding; DNA binding.
CGAGCGAGCGAGCGAGAGAAAGAGAAGAAGAAAAGGAAACGACAGAACAGAACACAUCGUGCCAGAAUGAGCGUCGACGCGUACGGACCUAGCAGUCAGACUCUCACGUUCCUCGACACCGAGGAGACUGAUCUGAUCGGCGCGGACACGCAGGGCAGCGAAUUCGACUUCACCGACUUUACGCUACCGUCGCCGAGUCAGACCCAGGCCUCACAACACGACGCGACCCAAACGCAAUCCAGUCAACCUGUUCAGAUUAAUGGAACAAAUGGCAGUACGUCAUUAGAUUUAAAGAUCACUGGAGCCGCUCAGAGUCUUGCAGAAUUACAAUUUGAAGAGGAAGAAGAAGAAGCAUAUUAUAAUCGUGAUUUACCCGAACAUGCAUGUAAAUAUUGUGGUAUUCAUGAAGCAUCCUGCGUGGUUAUGUGCAAUGUGUGCCGGAAGUGGUUUUGUAAUGGACGUGGCAAUACAUCGGGAUCGCACAUUAUCAAUCAUCUCGUUCGUGCUAAACACAAGGAAGUUACUUUACACAGAGAUGGCCCUCUUGGAGAAACUGUUUUGGAAUGUUACUCUUGUGCCACGAGAAAUGUUUUUGUAUUGGGUUUUAUUCCCGCUAAGGCUGAUUCCGUAGUCGUACUACUUUGCCGACAACCAUGUGCAGCACAGAGUUCUUUGAAAGAUAUGAAUUGGGAUCAAGAGCAAUGGAAACCUUUGAUAGAAGAUCGCAGCUUUUUAUCUUGGUUAGUGAAGUUUCCAUCCGAACAAGAACAAUUGAGAGCUAGACAGAUCUCUGCUCAACAAAUCAAUAAAUUAGAGGAGUUAUGGCGGGAUAAUGUUGACGCUACUUUCCAAGAUUUAGAAAAACCCGGAGUAGACGAGGAACCGCAACAGGUUCUAUUACGUUACGAGGAUGGAUAUCAAUAUCAAAAUAUUUUUGGUCCACUUGUAAAAUUGGAAGCUGAUUACGAUAAACGCCUGAAGGAAUCUCAAACUCAAGAAAAUAUCGAAGUGCGAUGGGACGUUGGAUUGAAUAAGAAAACCAUUGCGUACUUCAUGCUGGCCAAAACGGACGGAGAUAUGAAAUUGAUGCACGGAGAUGAAUUGAGGCUUCGUUACCUGGGGGAACUUCAUAAACCUUGGUCUGGAAUUGGACACGUGAUUAAGAUCCCAGAUAAUUAUGGAGAGGAAGUUGGAAUUGAGUUGAAAAACAAUUGUGGAGCGCCGACGGAAUGCAUUAGCAAUUUUGUCGUUGACUUUAUUUGGAAGAGCACGAGUUUUGAUCGUAUGCAAUCGGCGUUACGCAAGUUUGCUGUGGAUGAUACAUCUGUGUCAGCUUACAUAUAUCACAGAUUAUUGGGUCAUGAAGUAGAAGAGGUUCUGUUUCGUUGUCAUCUCCCUAAACAUUUUAGUGCACCGAAUCUACCUGACUUGAAUAGAUCGCAAGUGUAUGCUGUGAAACAUGCGAUACAACGACCUCUAUCCUUGAUCCAAGGACCACCUGGUACGGGUAAAACCGUAACGAGCGCCACAAUAGUUUAUCAGUUAGUAAAACAAAGCGGCGGUCCGGUUCUCGUAUGUGCUCCGUCAAAUACAGCUGUCGAUCAAUUGACGGAAAAGAUACACAAGUCAAAUUUGAAAGUUGUACGAUUGUGUGCCAAAUCGCGAGAGGCCAUCGAUUCACCAGUGAGUUUCCUCGCGCUGCAUAAUCAGAUAAAGAAUAUGGAAACGAAUACCGAGUUGCAGAAAUUGCAACAACUGAAAGAUGAGACAGGCGAGUUGUCGAGCGUCGACGAGAAGCGCUAUAGGCUGUUAAAGAAAGCGGCAGAAAAGGAACUUCUGGAAGCAGCCGAUGUAAUUUGUUGCACUUGCGUUGGCGCUGGCGAUCCGAGAUUGCAUAGAUUGAAAUUCCAUUCUAUACUUAUUGACGAGAGUAUGCAAGCUACUGAACCAGAAUGCAUGGUACCAGUUGUUCUAGGAGCGAAACAAUUGAUCCUCGUUGGAGAUCACUGCCAAUUGGGUCCAGUAGUGAUGUGCAAGAAAGCUGCCCGAGCUGGUCUGUCCCAAUCUUUAUUCGAAAGGCUGGUUGUAUUGGGCAUUAGACCAUUCCGUUUGGAAGUACAAUAUCGCAUGCAUCCUGAUCUGUCACGGUUUCCGUCUAAUUUCUUUUACGAAGGUUCUUUGCAGAAUGGCGUUUGCGCUGAUGAAAGAAAAUUAUUGAAAAUAGAUUUUCCCUGGCCUGCACCAGAUAAACCGAUGUUUUUCUACGUUACUCAAGGUCAAGAGGAGAUAGCUGGAAGUGGGACAUCUUACUUGAAUCGUACUGAAGCGUCUAAUGUGGAAAAAAUAACAACGCGAUUCCUACGCUGCGGCGUGAAACCGGAGCAGAUCGGAGUGAUAACCCCGUACGAAGGUCAGCGAGCCUAUCUUGUGCAGUAUAUGCAAUAUCAAGGUUCUUUGCACUCGAAAUUGUAUCAAGAGAUUGAGGUGGCGAGCGUGGACGCUUUCCAGGGACGGGAAAAAGAUAUAAUAAUAAUGUCUUGCGUACGAUCUAACGAACAUCAGGGAAUUGGAUUCUUAAAUGACCCGAGAAGAUUGAAUGUGGCCUUGACUCGCGCAAAAUAUGGCAUUAUUAUCGUAGGAAAUCCAAAAGUACUUUCGAAGCAGCCACUCUGGAAUCAUCUGCUCAGCUUUUACAAAGAGCAAAAAGUACUGGUUGAAGGACCAUUGAACAAUUUGAAGGAAUCCAUGAUUCAAUUUGCUAAGCCAAAGAAGCUCGUGAACGCAGCCAAUCCAGGCUCGCACUUCAUGUCCACGUCGAUGUAUGAUGCGCGCGAAGCACUGAUCCCCGGAUCGGUGUACGAUCGUUCCGGUGCGCAGGUGAAUGGCACACAGAACCACAAUCCGUAUUACCAAAGAAACGUGCCGCUCGACAUUUUUAGCCGUACUCACGAUACCAUCAGUUACAUUAGUCCGGAACGAGCGCAGGCGGCGAUGAAUAACAUGCCUGUACCGGUAGGUAUGUUCAUGAACAUGGCACACGUGCCGCCGCGUUUCUAUAAUCAGCAUCAGCAAGCGUUACAAGCACGUCAAAAUCAAAGAAAUAGACGCGGUGCCGCUGCCUCGGCGAGGAACAAAUCGGGCCCGCGUAUGGGAAAGCUGAGUCAAACCGAGCAAAACACGCAGCCAUACAGUCAACCGGGUUUGCCUUUGACACAGGGUACGACGCAAGGCAUGUCCCAGCCUGGUUUCAGCCUUUCGCAGCCUGGCUUGAGUCAGGCGGAACUCUCUCAGGAUUCGUUUGCGGUCGGCGAAUUCCAAUCACAGAUGGACGGCCUGUUAUCGCAGGAUUCGACCUAUCAGGGCGACCGAAGUGGCUUCUAUCAAUCGGGCCAGUCGCAAGCCGGAGGACAGUUCUCGCAGCCUUACUGAGCCGAGACCUACCUACGGCUGAGCAACGCAAUUGCCAUGCCAUGAAGGCUCGUUCGACCAAUUCUUCUUCGACCAACAAUCACAAAUCACUAACUGCGCAAAACGGUACGAUGGCUCGACGAUCGAGUACGAUAUUAUGCGGCAUACGCUCAUGUCGUCGGCAUGAGACAAAGGGGAGUGAAAGGAGAACGAAGGUUCUGUAAGCUAAUUCGCCGUUGGAGGAUUCCAUCGUGGACGCGGAAACACACGAGGCUCCAUGUAUCUAUUGAUUGUAACAAAUGCGACUAGAGCACAAGACAUCACGCCGGCUGGAAGAUGACAAAUGACUACUGUUAAUCGUGACACGCGCUUACCGUGAACGGAUCGUUAUCGUGAAGAUUGAAUGACGCUAAAAUGAAAAAAAAAAAAAAGAAAAGACGGGAAAAAGACGGGAGACUCGAAAUGGGUGGGUAUCACUUCAUGACUCAAUUGAAUUUGACGAAAGUGUUGAUGUAGCGUCACGAAUCGAACGAAUUUACUGCGAGGGAAUUUAUGAAAGAUCUUUCUGGUAAUCCAUAGAAGAUCGAAUCGCAAUAGCACCAAAACGUAUUUCCCUCACUGAUCCGAUAUUCAAAUCGAACGGAAAGCACAGAGAAAGUUAAGACUACAUCGCACCCGAACUUCUGUGUACCCAUAGUCAUUUCGAGCUGAAGAAAGGGUACAUUACUGUACGUGUUAGUUGCUCGGAAUGCGCGGGUGCACGUCACACACAUCGAGAGUCGAUAUCAGUUUCUCCGGUGAAAUUUUGUCGAAGAAUGUCGCCACAAUGUUGCAUUGUCGUCAGAAGUAUGAAGCCAAUGUUUCAAUAUUAUCACGGAGAUGGGACAUCCUUUCUCAGAGGACCAGCGAUUUCGCCGGUCAUGAGAAAUUCAUCGGUGGUUUUGAUCAUUGAUUAGGGUUUUUUUCCUUUAUUUUAUAUCUAUUGCUUAUUUACCGCAGGGGUCAACGGAGCGCACGAUUGGAAGGGUUGCUUUCUUUCGGUAGAUCCUUAGCGGAUAUGCUAGCGGUCAACAUGACCGAGAAAACAGUAUAGACGUACAGCUUACCAAAAUAUAUUCGUUCUUUCUUUCGUGUAUCAUGUUACAUUAUCGUUCUUUAACCUUUUCGCGGCGAAUGAUAAUGUACGACGGUAAAACGCUACUCUGCCUUAAGAGUAUCGCUUCCGACACUUAUAUAAAAUUAAAAUGUACAAUUUCAUCGCCUCGGAAAUGUUAUUAUGGAUUGUAUAAACAAUCACGAACCGACGAGUAAGGAAUUACUGAAAUAAUUUAUUUAGGGGAUUGAUGAGCCAUUGAAUAGCCUCUGUUUACAGAGGGAAAAGAUUUUCAGCGAGCGAAGGGGUUAACACGAGAACGAUAAUUAUAAAUUUAAGGGAGGAUCUUGAUUUGUGUUUUUUGGCUAUGGCAUGUGCCAUACUGCAAAAAUUCUAUAUGAUUACAAUUAUUGUGUGUUUCAGACAUUACCAUUAUCCGUAAUGGUACAAGUAACUCAUCAUCGUUCGAAAUAUUUUAUUUGUAUGGACCGGAAUGUCGUUCUAUACAUCUGUAUUCGGAUCGCUUUUCUGUUGCUUCCGAAAUCCCUGCCUCCAAUUCUAUAGUCUGUCUGUACUGGCUUCUGGCGGUAUUAUCAAUUCAUUAUAUUGCAAUAGAUUAAGUAAUAAUUAACGUAACUUGCAUUAUACGACACUAAAUUGUUUUAUUUCUUUCGUCCAAUCAACAGCACACCGCUAAUAUAAGCAGAUUAUAAUAUUGAAAUUUAUUGUAAAAUCUUAUGGAAAAUAAAUUUGGUU